Molecule: messenger RNA, 3648 nt
Organism: Puccinia triticina
Lineage: Eukaryota; Fungi; Basidiomycota; Pucciniomycetes; Pucciniales; Pucciniaceae
Exons: 8
Coding region: 1-3648 (1215 amino acids)
Source: RefSeq, a predicted model, not a curated record
AUGAAAAAUUGCUGGAUUGAUUACCUAAGCAGCCCCAGGAUAUGUAUAAGAAACCCAGCGACGGUCAACAAGAGGAACAACCCAGAACCAACACGACAGAAACGGUCAACAGGCGAAAGUGGGAGAACGAUGGGACAGAGCAGCUCAUCAACCAGAGACCAACAACAGCAGCCUCGCCAUCACUCAUCCAUCCUCCAAUCGAUCAAACGACGCAGGCGGAACGCACGCAGAACGACUACUACAACAAAAUCAUCCUGGAACCCAUUCAGACACCGAUCAUCACCCAGAACACCGCGCCCAGCAACCCAGCUCAGCCAGCCACAGCCCACGCCGAACAGCACUAGUCCCAGCAAUCGAUCGAUCGAACAACCAACCAACAGCGAACCUCAACCUCCCCCGGGCCCAGCCAGCAGCAUAUCCCCAGCAGAACCAGCCCACCCUCCAACCCAACCCCCAUCACCCAUCCCACCCGACCCGGACGAGUCCUCGACAGAGCCAUCUCAACCUGCCCACCCUGCCCCUCUUCCCGACCCCGAAGCUGACACAAGCCCUGCUGCCGACCGAUCGGCAGCAACGGGAAGCCAAACACCAGCUAGGAGGAUCUAUGUACAGGGCAUGGUCGUCGUCCGCAACGUCGCUGAGACCUCUGCAUCCCCAUCGGCCCCCACCCAAGCUCAUCAUCAGCUUACCCCAUCAGCUGCUCAGCCUACCAUCAUCCCAUCCGACCAUCCCGAUCCAACAAGCGACCCCUCCGAUGAUCAAUCUCUUCAUCCAUCACAACACGACUCAUCUCCUCAAGAAAUCGACCCGCCACAUCCCUCCGACUCCGACUCUCCCAACACGGCCACCACCGGCUUGAUUUCACACACUCGAAUCUCGCCAUCCCAAGUACAACUCGAGCAAGCCACGAUGAUAUCCAGAUUACUCUCUGCCGCUGCCGCCGCAACAGCUUCCUCACUUCUCCCCUAUGCUAUCCAUGCUGAUGGCACCUCCAUUCAGAAUCCUCCCCAUGACCACCAGCCCCGCUCUCGCCCUCGAUCUGCUUCGCAUCCAACCGAUUUACCCUCCUCAUCAGCCCGGAUCCGCCCAGCCUCACCCACGGGGAACCAUCCCAACCUCAGCCAAGAGACUUCCGACAACGAGCACGAUUCUCACGCGGGACUGCAAACCACGCUUCGCGAUGCCCUCAGGGCUGCCUUUGGAGGCGCGCUCGUCAACGCCAGCCCCGAGCCAUCACCCGAUCAAAGCCCCGCCUCCUCGCCACACGCUUCAAGUAGCAAUGACCACCGAUCAGCCACCCUCCCGACUCCAGCGUUACCCGCCUCUAUUCCCACAUCACCACCCCCCUCUCAAUCCGCCAAUGACCCGCUAACCGAACCCAUGUCCCCCAGCCCUGCUCCCAACACCCGCGGAACCGGACCAAAUAGCUCUAAUACCGGACUUCCAAGCCACCGCCGGUCGUCAUCUCCACACUCAGCCCCAGACAUACCAUCUUCUCAAGACAUCCCAGCCGCCACUUCAGAGAGCUCCAUGAACCCAGACUUGGGCGCCAAUCUCACCACUCAUGCUGACCUAGGAGCAUUCGAACAGUUCUUGAGAGACCUCCAGGCUGAUGUGGGCGAUGCCAUCUUGACCGCCCUGGGAGCCCGCCAACCAGCGCCUGUUGAUCCACAGGAGCUGGACGAACGAGUCCGAAUGGCCACCGAACUACCGUUUGCGGAGGAGGCAGAGGAUGAACUCGAUGAGACGGAUGAGCCCGACCCGCGACCGUCGUUCAACUUUUUCAGAAUGCAUCGCUUCGAAGGCGUCCACCCGCCGAUCCAAGCCGGCCCCACAACGACCGAUGGUGCGGAUGGAGCAAGACCGGCGCUGAUUCCGGUGCUACUCGUCGGCGUGCGCUCUGCGCCUCCCAACCCGUUGCUCGGUGCACUCGAAAGAAUGGCGAGUCAGGUGUCCCCAGCAGCCGAGCCGACUAGGGCAGGAGCUUCCGCGGUCGGGUCAGGGCCGUCGGUCGAAGAAGACGAGCUCGGCGACGAGGAGGAGGAUGCGUUUUGGGCCGCCAACGAGGACCGGGCGCCGGGCGGGGCCCGACGGUCCUCUGAAAGCCUCGGCCAGGGCUCAAUCGGCUUGCGCAGGAUGUUCCAGGACCAGAGCCAGGAGUCGUUCGACGCCUGGUCGGAUGUCGAGAGCGGCCAAGACACCGCCGCCGACGCUUCCCCUGCGCCCGAUCCCGCCGUCCCUGCUCCAACCUCCCCCGCGCUCGGCCCCGACGCCUUCACACCCCCUCACCGCUCGUGGCUCAUCUUCGUCCUCGCCGGCCUCUACCCCGAAUCCCAUCCAAUCUUCACCGCCCCCUCCCUGUUCAUCCCCCACGGCCUCCAAUCGGCCCACGCGGCCGCCGACCCGUCCACUCGCGAGGAAGAGGGAGGUGACCGGGGCGGCCUGAUGAGUCGACUACGCGGGCGACGGGGCGGCGCGUCAGGAAAUGAUGAUGUUGAUGGCGAUGGCCAGCCACGGCAAGAUAUGAUCGAGGAGCAGCUGCUCGACUACGAGACCAUGCUCCGGCUCGCAGAGCUCCUCGGCCAUAACACCCUCUCCUCGCCCUUCACUGGCUUCCCCCCCAAACCGCCCCGGCUCACGCUCACUCAGGCUCAGAUCGAUCGCUCCGAUAACUUCAAGAAAUUCACAUUUGCUCAUGUUCGCCAGCAUCGUAAACUGCCCUCGCCCGUCUCCCCUCCUCCCCCCGAUGAUCCCCAGAUCCUUUCUCCUGAAGAGAUGCAGAGAUCGGACGCAAGUGACACGAUCUCCGUGCUCGAAAACACACUCGAGAAAUGCCUCAUUUGUCUGGACGAGUACGGCGACGAGGACCCGCCCGGCUCAGCCUUUCUGCUGCGCAGCUCGCACAGUUGGCCCUCUGACAAACCCGGAAAAGCUGCUUUGUCCUUCCAGACCACCUCGGGCUCGUCCGACUCGCAUCUGACCUACCCAGAGCCUGAUGCCCAACGCCGCGUGAAGUUCAAGCCCUCCAUCGACCCGCUCGUCCAGCCCGGCCAUCUCCCCGAAGUGCCUCUCCACAUUGGGGGCCGGGCCCGGAGGCCGAGCCGGACGUCGAGAUGCACUCCUGGACCCGCAUCAAUCCUGAGCCGGCUGUUGGCGAGUACCCCGGCCAGCAUCCCAUCCAACAGCCCUACCGGCAUCCCGCCACCACCGGAGCAGCUCCCUUUGCCCGUCUUCCCAUCCGACGCUACCGGACCCCAUGAUCCUCCUCCUUCGGGAGAGACGGACCCGAUGUAUCGGCCGGCGAAGAAGGCCGCCAAGCUGGUCAAAGCAACCCACAUCAUGUCCAAACAACGGCGCAGAAACGUUAUCCAGGGCGGCUUCGGAAGCCUGUCGGGUAUCUCCAUUGCCACGCCCGACCCGCCUCCGCCCGGCUCCUCAGCCACACCGAUGUCCGAGCAAAACAACGCCAAGAAGCCCAAGACCGGCGGCCGCGGAAGAAGAGGCGAGAUCAAGACCGGCGCCAGUAAGUUUGUCAUCCUCAAACGCGCAGCCGAGUUUGUUGUCUGGAUGGCCGACUAUAACUCUGCCCUGUCCUCUGAAGUCUCCUGUCUCAAAAACAUCCUCCUCAGCCAUCACAUCCAGGUCUAG